Messenger RNA from Cryptomeria japonica (Japanese cedar), 680 nucleotides. RefSeq lists its product as uncharacterized. The coding region runs from base 198 to 491 and encodes 97 amino acids. The record is from RefSeq and is a predicted model, not a curated record. The transcript has 3 exons. Lineage: Eukaryota; Viridiplantae; Streptophyta; Pinopsida; Cupressales; Cupressaceae.
CCUGGAAUUCGGCGAGUUAGAAAAGAUACCAAGCCAUCACGCUACUCUUCCGGUUUUUCAUUGCAGACCGUCAUUUUCAUGCAGAUUUCCUGAUUAAACCUAUUUUCUUUAUGCCUGAAUUGAAGUGAAAAAUUAGAUUUGCAGAAGAUUCACUUAGAUUUGCAGGAGAUUCACCGAGAUUUGCAGGGGACGUUCAAAUGUCAGCGAUUGCAGAUGCCUCCUCACCAUCAUCUACUUCAUAUAUUCAUUUGGUUCAGCACUUGAUUGAGAAGUGUUUGCUGUUUAACAUGGAUCAACAGGAAUGUUCAGAGGCACUUUCUAAGCACGCCAAUAUUCAACCCACCAUAACCGUUACAGUGUGGAAUGAAUUGGAAAAGGAGAACAAAGAUUUCUUCUCCAGGUAUAUGGAAAAUAAAAAAGAAUUUAAAAGCGAAGAGCUGAAGCAGGUGGUGGAUGGUAUAAACGCUAGAUUUUGCAAGCAAACUCUUUAAAACAUGGUUACAACCAGUUUGUGGAUAAUUUUCUACUGUAAAUUUGGUAACUGAAUUGGCGAAAGCAGAUCUUGUGUCAUACAAUUUGAUUAAUAGGAUCAAAUUGCAAAAUAUCUCACCAUUAUAUAGUUUUUGGUGCACUCAUUCCAUAGAAUGUGCACCAAUGUCCAUAUACAAGUAUCUUGUUUU